Molecule: messenger RNA, 717 nt
Organism: Saccharomyces eubayanus
Lineage: Eukaryota; Fungi; Ascomycota; Saccharomycetes; Saccharomycetales; Saccharomycetaceae
Gene: ARD1
Product: peptide alpha-N-acetyltransferase complex A subunit ARD1
Exons: 1
Coding region: 1-717 (238 amino acids)
Biological process (GO): N-terminal peptidyl-glutamic acid acetylation
Cellular component (GO): NatA complex
Molecular function (GO): protein-N-terminal-glutamate acetyltransferase activity; protein N-terminal-serine acetyltransferase activity
Source: RefSeq, a predicted model, not a curated record
AUGCCGAUCAACAUUCGCAGAGCGACAAUCAAUGACAUUAUUUGUAUGCAAAAUGCCAACCUUCAUAACCUGCCCGAGAAUUAUAUGAUGAAAUAUUAUAUGUAUCAUAUUCUUUCUUGGCCAGAAACUUCCUUUGUUGCUACAACUACGACUUUAGAUUGUGAUGGCGCAGAUGAACAAGAUGAGGAAGAUAAGUUGGAAUUGACCCUGGAUGGGACCAAUGAUGGCAGAACCAUCAAAUUGGAUCCAACAUACCUGGCUCCUGGCGAAAAAUUGGUAGGCUACGUUUUAGUAAAGAUGAAUGAUGACCCAGACCAGCAAAAUGAACCUCCAAAUGGUCACAUCACGUCUUUAAGUGUCAUGAGAACAUAUAGAAGAAUGGGAAUUGCUGAAAAUUUAAUGAGACAAGCCUUAUUUGCAUUGAGAGAAGUACACCAAGCGGAAUACGUAUCAUUGCACGUGAGACAAUCCAACAGAGCUGCUUUACAUUUAUAUAGAGACACAUUGGCCUUUGAGGUGUUGAGCAUUGAAAAAAGUUACUACCAAGAUGGUGAAGAUGCAUACGCUAUGAAAAAAGUAUUAAAAUUAGAAGAGUUGCAAAUAAGCAAUUUCACUCACCGCCGCUUGAAAGAAAAUGAAGAAAAACUGGAAGACGACUUAGAAAGUGACUUGCUAGAAGAUAUCAUAAAACAAGGUAUAAAUGAUAUUGUUGUAUAA